Messenger RNA from Fusarium redolens, 708 nucleotides. RefSeq lists its product as uncharacterized. NCBI's taxonomy places the organism in Eukaryota, Fungi, Ascomycota, Sordariomycetes, Hypocreales, Nectriaceae. The record is from RefSeq and is a predicted model, not a curated record. The coding region runs from base 1 to 708 and encodes 235 amino acids. The transcript is spliced from 3 exons.
AUGUCUAAAAUGAUUUUACAGGUUAGUUUCGCCCCAAAACCGUAUCACUCAACUGAUAUGAUGCGUGACGCUGACCGCCUCCAAGUAGCCUGUGGUGAGGAGUCUCAGGUUGAAAUCAUCAGUAACACACUUCAACUGACGGUAACUACGGAUUGCAAAGAUAAAGAGGUUGUCAUGACUGGUCUCACGAUCAAGAUGGAUCAGGCAAAGCUGUUUGAGGACUGGGAGCUUGUGCCAGGAUGGACUUCAUUUUCUAGUCACAACCAGAUUCCUUGCUACCUUGUCCCGAAUGGGCAUAAUACGUACCAAGGCGACACAAACUCCUCGCCUGAGACUAUCAAGCCUUACAGUGAUGGCUCAGGGGGCGUGGUCCAAGCUUUUAACUCAGCAUUUGGAGGUUCUGCUGGAGGAGUUUUUGGCUACACGAUCGCCAAUCCUGUGGUCCGGAUCGCCAUGCUCAGAAGUGAUCCAAACGUGAGCUUAGACGACAACAGGGCCCUUCUUGCUGUGUCUACAACCCCUCUCACUGCUAACGGAGAUCUCUACAACAACAUGCAUGAUGCGGAUGUCACGGUACUGACUUUACCCACUGAUCGCCGGCGUAUCCAUGUAACACUCCAAGCUAGAGAUGUCGAGAAAGUAUUCGCUUGUGAAUUUAGCUUACAAGUGAAAUUGAACACAACGAUACUGUUGCCUCAUUUGGCUUAA